This is a messenger RNA of Bombus pyrosoma, 3071 nucleotides long. RefSeq names its product zinc finger protein 622. Gene Ontology annotation, biological process: ribosomal large subunit biogenesis. The transcript is spliced from 4 exons. The coding region runs from base 1602 to 2750 and encodes 382 amino acids. The record is from RefSeq and is a predicted model, not a curated record. Lineage: Eukaryota; Metazoa; Arthropoda; Insecta; Hymenoptera; Apidae. Gene Ontology annotation, molecular function: nucleic acid binding; zinc ion binding. Gene Ontology annotation, cellular component: preribosome, large subunit precursor.
GACGGCUACUAUCUGAAUACAACUGCAAACGAAACGAUCCUCGAAACCAGCGCCGUAAACGUCAGUCGUGGAUCCCCGCGACUGAUAUUUGUGCCGUUACCUAAUCUUUUUCACCAACGAAUCCAGUCAGGAGAGGAAAGAAACCGGAAAAGCUUUUGUGCACUUUUUACUUAUCUUCACAUAUAAAAUAAUCUUCUGUUCGGUUGUACGCACCUGGUUGUAAUAAAGUAAAAUAAAACGUUAUUUUUUCGAACAUUAAUUUCCUAAAUUGAAAAAUCGAAUACAUUUGUCCACAUUGAGCUAUACCGAGCAAAUACUUCCGUUACAAUGUAUCAAGCAAAUAUAUUAAAUUUAGCAGGUGAGGUGAUACAGAAUUGUUUUGAAUAUAUAUCUACAUAUUGCGAAGAAUUCGAAUGUAAGCAUGCUUUUAUAUUUGAAAGAUUUUGGAAGUCUCGAUAAGUCUUUAAUCUUGAAUCUUUAAAGUUUCGAUAUCUGUUAAAAGUCUUGAUAAGUCUAAUAAGUCUUAAUGCAUUCAAUAUCUUGUAUCUACAAUCUACAAUCUCUUUAUUAUAUCCUACUUUUAAUACUUUUAAGAUUUGCUACAUACAAGUCUUUUAAGACUUACAUGAUUUUCAAGACUUUUAAGAGUUUUAAAUAUUGAAUUGUGUUCAAAGUGAUAUGAAUUUUUGCAGCAUUAAAUCGUUCAAAACUAAGAUUGAAACCAUCACUAUUUCUACUUUUCUUAAAUACAUGUUUAUUUUUUAUUUAAUCCCCAUGUGCCCUCGUACAUUAUCAUUAUCAAAGAUACAAUAAAAAUUUCAUGAUUUCAUUCCUCAUUCGAUUCCUUAAUUAUUUCGAUAAGAGAUUCGCUGAUGUUUGUCACUGAAAUAUUAUCUUAACAUACAACGAUGUAAAAAUUUAUUUACUAUAUGAAUGCAAUUGAGAAAGACUUUUGUUUGCUUAUAUGAGUAUAAAAAAUAACCCAAUUUGGAUUGAUUUAAAGAAAUAAUAACAAUGCAGUAGUCUUGUCUAAUCAUAAAUUAGAAUGUAUGCUUAUAACCGAUACGAUAUCAAUAUAAAUUAAUUAAUAUAAAGCCAUGUGAAUAAACAAGUAUACAUUUAACAGAUAUUUUUAGUAUUAAAUUUUAAUUUUUCAGUCACAAUUAAAAACUUCUCAAUGACAAACUUAUUGGUGACUUUUUUGAUGUUAUAGUUAUAAUUAUAAUGCUUAGUUCUUUCACAAGUACAUAUUUCACAAGAUUGUCGUAAAAAUCAAGCAUAUGACUUAUUGAUAAUUUAUCAAAAAAUUUUCUUAUCUUACAAGUACAGAAAUAAAUAUACGUAUGCUUCUAAAUAUACUGAUGUAAUAAGUUUCGAUAUUAGUAAUUGUGUUGACCACCAACAUAACCUCGAUGUUUGUGCAAGACGUAGUUGUGCACGUGAUGCGUCUUAGUAGUAUUGAUUACCGUAAUAAAUAAACUGCAGUAAAUGUUAUAAUAUAGUUAAUAUUUAACAACGAAAUCUUUGACGCUUAAGAAUAGUAAAUUUAUAAAGUCGUUGGCUGUUAUUAAUUUUUAGUUUGUUAAAACCUAUUAACAAAAAUGACUUCGCUGUUUACUUGCAUCACAUGCCGAGUAGCAUUCAGAGAUUUAGAUAUACAGAGACAACACUACAAAUCAGACUGGCACAGAUACAAUUUAAAAAGAAAAGUAGCUGAACUACCUCCUGUAUCCAUAGAAGAAUUUCAGAAAAGAGUGAUUGCACAAAGGACCAAAGAUGAGAAAGAAAAGGAAGAAGGAACAAUGAGUUGUAAAAUAUGUAAGAAGAAUUUCAACACAAGAAACCAAUAUGAAAAUCAUUUAUUAUCAAAAAAACAUAAGGAGAAAUGUGCAAAGCAAGAUGUUGCUUUUGAAACUGAAAGUGAAGAUCUUGAAAAUAAUGCUGGUCUAUCGUUUGGUUCUGUAAUUAAGAAAAAUGUGCAAGGGAAAGUUUCUGUAAAACAACUAAGUGAAGAUAUGGAAGUAGAUUCUGAUAUUGAAUCUAUAAAUUCUGACGAAUGGGUGGAAGAUACUGAAAAUCCAGUCACAAAUAACAAUUGUUUAUUUUGCAAUCAUCAUAGUAGGUCAUUGGUACGCAAUCUAAAACACAUGACAAUUGCACAUUCGUUCUUCGUACCAGAUCCUGAAUAUUGCACAGACAUUAAAGGUUUACUUAUGUAUCUUGGAGAAAAAAUUUUUGCUGGAUACAUGUGCAUUUGGUGUAAUGAUUCUGGAAGAUGUUUUCAAACUGUUGAGGCUGCUAGGGCACAUAUGAUAGAUAAAGGUCAUUGUAAAAUGUUGCACGAAGGAGAUGCAUUAGCAGAAUAUGCAGAAUUUUAUGAUUAUUCAUCCAGCUAUCCUGAUGUAGAAAUUGGUGAUCCAGAUGCAGAGGUUGAAAUACCAGAAUUAGACGAUAGCGAUUACCAGCUAGUAUUACCAUCAGGAAGUAUUAUUGGUCAUAGAUCUCUGUUCAGAUACUAUAAACAAAACUUAAAUCCAAAUAGGGCAGUUGCAGUAUCAAAGAGUACAAAACUGCGUAAAAUACUGUCACAAUAUAGAGCUUUAGGAUGGUCAGAAACACAAAAAGAGGCAGUUGUAAAGAAAGCGAGAGAUAUCAAAUAUAUGGAAAGAGUACAAGCAAAAUAUUCUACACAAUUGCAGUUUAAGGCAAAUAAGCUGCAAAAACAUUUUAGACCUCAAGUGAACUUCUAAGCUUUUCUGUUGUAUAAAUGUAUAAAGUUCUAUAUAAGUGUUCUGUUGUAUAAAUGUUCCUGUAAGACUGUAUUUCUUUUUAAACUAUGUAAAUUUUAUGGAAAAUUUAAUGUUGCGCUGCAUACUUAUACAUUCAUUAUUAAUAUAAAAUUACCUAUAUAGUUGAAAAAUUCGAAUUUAAUAUAGCUUAAAGUUAAUUGAAAGGAUUAUUAGACAUUAGCCAUUAUGAAGUGUAAUGUUUAUUUGGCGGAUACUUUUACAAAAUAAUUUGUAAUAUAUUUUUGUAACACGUAACACCAAUAAAAAUAAUACUUCUCGUGA